AUGCGUGGUGGCGGUCGUGGUGGAUAUGGAGGAAGCUUCCGAGGUGGAUUUGUUGGGGCCAAUCGUGCAGCCACCUGCUACAAAUGUGGCGGACCCAAUCAUUAUGCUCGCGACUGCCAAGCUCAGGCCAUGAAGUGCUAUGCCUGUGGGAAGUUGGGUCAUAUUUCUCGUGACUGCACGGCGCCCAAUGGUGGCCCUCUCAACUCUGCUGGAAAAGUCUGCUACAAGUGUGGCAUAGCAGGGCACAUUUCUCGCGAUUGUACCUCCAAUGAAGUCAAUGGGACUGUUGCUGACGCGGCUACGACACCGGCAGCGGCGACAGCAGCAGCAGAGCCUGUUGCCAUACCCAGCGUUCCAGCGGCUCCUGCAACCGCCACCGUCACUUGA
Molecule: messenger RNA, 387 nt
Organism: Endocarpon pusillum Z07020
Lineage: Eukaryota; Fungi; Ascomycota; Eurotiomycetes; Verrucariales; Verrucariaceae
Exons: 2
Coding region: 1-387 (128 amino acids)
Biological process (GO): positive regulation of cytoplasmic translation
Cellular component (GO): cytoplasm
Molecular function (GO): mRNA binding; single-stranded RNA binding; translation regulator activity
Source: RefSeq, a predicted model, not a curated record